AUUCCUCUCUCUCUCUCUCUCUCCCUCCUUCCUUGAACCUUCGGAGACAGCAAUUCCUUUCCACAGAAAACCCAAGACGAAAACAUCAUGUUCAGUCCCAAAACAUUCUCUUUUCUUCUUCUACCAACCUUCCUCCUCAUAGCUUCAACCUUCUUUUCAUUUUCUCAUGGAGCUUCUCAAGUUCAUCACCUUCGAGCCAUUCAAUCUCCAGGGAGGAUUGAUGAGGGUAAGUAUGGUGUGAUUGGUGUCGUUUCAUGGGGAGUGAAAAGGUCUGUUCUGGAGGGGAAAAAUGGUGGAAACUCAUCUCUGAUACUGGCUGCCGAGAGGACCCACAGGAAAGAUCCACUCAAUGAUUUCAAGUACUAUACCGGUGGAUGGAAUAUAAGUGAAGAACAUUAUAUAUCUUCUGUGGCUUUUACUGCUGCUCCCCUGUUCCUCAUUGCUGCAAUCUGGUUUGCGGGAUUUGGCCUGUGCUUGCUGUUUAUGUGUUUCUGUUUUUGCUGCUGCCGACGUCGUCCUUAUGGAUAUUCUCAAACUGCUUAUGCACUCUCUAUUAUCCUUCUCUCGUUGUUCACCAUUGCUGCAAUUGUCGGAUGUGUUGUUCUGUACCUUGGACAAGGAAAGUUUCACAAUAGUACCGCUGAUACCUUGGACUAUGUUGUGAGUAAAGCAGACACCACUGUUGAGAAUCUUAGGAAUGUAUCAGAUUAUCUUGCUGCUGCUAAGCAGGUUGGAGUAGAACAAAUUUUUCUCCCUCCAGAUGUCCAAAGAAACAUUGACCAAGUGGAAACAAAUAUUAACUCUUCUGCUACCACUCUUGAAUUUAAGACCAAGCAGAACAGAAAGGAUAUAAAGAAGGGUUUGGAUGCUGUGAGGCUGGCUCUUAUCAUAAUAGCGGCUGUAAUGCUUCUCUUGGCUCUGCUUGGUUUCUUGUUCUCUAUCCUUGGUAUGCAGUGUCUUGUAUACAUCCUGGUGAUCAUAGGGUGGAUUCUUGUUGCAGCUACAUUCAUCUUGUGUGGUGUAUUUCUGGUUCUCCAUAAUGUGGUGGGGGACACAUGUGUUUCCAUGAAUGAGUGGGUUCAAAACCCCACAGCUCAUACAGCUUUAGAUGAUAUUCUCCCAUGUCUGGACAAUGCCACUGCCCAAGAAACAUUGUCUCAAAGCAAAGAUGUCACUUACCAAUUGGUUGGGGUGGUUAACGGGAUCAUCACAAAUGUAUCCAAUGCUAAUAUACCACCUGGUGCUGGACUUUUCUACUACAAUCAAUCUGGACCAUUGGUACCUGUCCUCUGUAAUCCAUUCAAUGCUGACAAGACAGACCGGAAAUGUGCAGCUGGUGAGGUAGAGUUUGGCAAUGCAUCCCAGGUUAGUUCUCACAAAUCUUUUGCAUGUAAGUAGAACAACUGAAGGGUGAAUUCGCAAGCUUUUUGAGGAGACACUAAAGAAUUCUUGACAAUUUGAUGGUACAUGCUUUUUCUGUCCCCCAUUUGAACAGUUCAUUGUGUAGUCUUGGUUGAUGAAAAGUUGGUGCUCCUUAUCAGAAGUUAAGUGGGACCAUGAUAUUGGUUCAAGAGAAUCCUUCAUCUUAAUUUGAAUGGUGCUUUCUUUAAAAAUCUUGUAUAAACAUUUGAAUAUAUGACAUCUUGAAUGGACCAAUUUGCUGUCAUUUUGCUUCGGGAUUUCGUACCAUAUUGUAGUGGUGAUAUAUGCAAUUUCUUGGAAAAUUAGUUUCAAACUGCCACAAUAUUGUGCAAAAGAGAUAAAUCUUUCCGAGAAAUCUGCGCAUUGAUUCCCCAUUGUUUCUUAAAGCUGCUUUUUGACCACUAGUGCUUUGUUGCUUGUUGAAAAUAAGUAGAAGGAACAUCACCCUAAAACAAAACGACAGAAAAUUGUAGAAGGAACGAAGUUGAAAUUUGGGAUUGUCUUUUUUUGUUUUUUUUCCUUUUCUGGUUCAAAAUUGAUAGUCAUACACACUAUUUCAAAGCCAACUUCAUAGCCCUUUCGUUAUGUUUCAUGCAGGUUUGGAGGAAUUAUGUGUGCCAAGUUUCCAGCAAUAACAUAUGCACCACAGUGGGCCGUUUGACCCCUAAUAUGUAUAACCAAAUGACUGCUGCAGUCAAUGUGAGCUAUGGUUUGAAUCGUUAUGGUUCAUUCCUUACGGAUCUACUAGACUGCACAUUCGUUAGAGAUACCUUUACUGUGAUAUAUGAUGAUCACUGCCCUGAUUUGAGGCAAUACAGCAAGUGGAUUUACAUUGGGUUGGCUAUGAUCUCAGCAGCAGUAAUGCUUUCUCUGAUCUUCUGGGUGCUUUAUGCAAGAGAGAGGCGUCACAGGAAAUAUACCAAACUCGUUGAUGCUAGAUCUAUUCAAGACCCUUUUGAGGCGAAAAGGCCACAGUAAAUUUUGAAGUUUAUCCCCUUUUUUUAGUGGAGUUGGUUCGUUCAUUUAUGUCGUUUGUUUGUUCAUUUGUACUGUACAUAACUAAGUUACUAAGGUUCAUAGCUGCUCACUUGUUUUUUCACUUGUGUGUGGGAUUCUCACUGGCUUUCAGAUUGAUUUUCUGGCACCUAACAUUAAGACCAACCUAUUUAGAAGUACCUGCUAGGGAUUUUAAUUUUUGCAUUAGACACCCAU
Messenger RNA from Ilex paraguariensis (yerba mate), 2634 nucleotides. The record is from the annotation of a GenBank genome assembly. NCBI's taxonomy places the organism in Eukaryota, Viridiplantae, Streptophyta, Magnoliopsida, Aquifoliales, Aquifoliaceae.